Carica papaya (papaya) is the source of this 1217-nucleotide messenger RNA. Its product is annotated as eukaryotic translation initiation factor 2 subunit beta. Gene Ontology annotation, biological process: translational initiation; formation of translation preinitiation complex. Gene Ontology annotation, cellular component: eukaryotic translation initiation factor 2 complex. Gene Ontology annotation, molecular function: translation initiation factor binding; mRNA binding; translation initiation factor activity. The record is from RefSeq and is a predicted model, not a curated record. NCBI's taxonomy places the organism in Eukaryota, Viridiplantae, Streptophyta, Magnoliopsida, Brassicales, Caricaceae.
GACUCCUUUCUUGCUAAUCGAUCUUUCAACUGUUCAUUUCUCCUAAACCCUGAGCCCGUUAGCUAGCCCUUUCUCGUCGCCACUGAAACUCGCUCUAUCCACUCUUUCCGCCGUCGAAGCCCAAACGCCUGACCAAGCGCACCGCUCUUUCUCAAACUUACCGACGCCCGCCGCGUUGCUCUGCCUUCAGCCUUGGACGUCUGAGCUCGCCCACAAAGGAGUCAUGGCGGACGAGGCUACCAUGGACUCGAGGGAGGAGGUGUCAGAACUUGCACCUUUUGAUCCUGCCAAAAAGAAGAAAAAGAAGAAGGUUGUAAUACAGGAUCCUGCAGAUGAUUCUGUGGAAAAGCUGGCUGAGAAAACUGAAACUUUGUCAGUCUCUGAGGGACUUGAAAGUACCUUCGUUGGUUUGAAAAAGAAGAAGAAGAAACCUGUAGAAACUAACUUGUUGAACGAGGAGAGUCUGGAUGCAGGAGAAGACGGGGAUGAGCAUGUUGCUGAGGAUGAAGAAGGUGGAGUUUCCCCACAACAGCAAUACCCUUGGGAUGGGAGUGACCGUGAUUAUGAGUAUGAGGAGCUUCUGGGUAGGGUCUUUAAUAUUCUCCGGGAGAAUAACCCAGAGCUUGCAGGCGAUAGGCGUAGAACUGUUAUGAGGCCUCCCCAGGUCCUACGUGAGGGCACAAAGAAGACUGUUUUCGUGAACUUCAUGGACCUGUGCAAGACGAUGCAUCGGCAACCAGACCAUGUCAUGGCUUUCUUGCUUGCUGAGCUGGGUACAAGUGGAUCACUUGACGGGCAGCAAAGAUUGGUUGUCAAAGGGAGAUUUGCUCCCAAAAAUUUUGAAGGAAUCCUACGGCGAUAUGUCAAUGAGUAUGUUAUCUGCCUUGGGUGUAAAAGUCCAGACACAAUUCUCUCGAAAGAGAAUCGACUUUUCUUUCUCAGAUGUGAGAAGUGCGGUUCUGGACGAUCGGUUGCUCCGAUCAAAGCUGGUUUUGUUGCCCGUGUUGGUCGUAGGAAUGCAGGGACAUGAGAGAGUUAUUUCAAUAUGCAGCCUUCUGAAACCUAUGAGCUUACGGAUGUAUUAAUGAUCCACAGUUUCCUCUUUUCUUUUCUUUUUUCUUUUUUGGAGAGAACAGUUUACGUUGUAUUGGCUUGAAGUUUAAUAAUUGCAAUAUAUGUAGCUGGGUAGUACUAUGGAGUUGCUUGUUUGGAAUUGA